UGGCGAAAUAAAAACAAGGAUGCCGAAGAUGCGCCAUCCAGUUGACGGACAACCGAUGUGCAAAGGUGUAUUAUGAGCGGCAAAUGCACAGCCAGAUGAAAUAUGAUAUCUGUACAUCCCUCAAAAGAAAGAGUAGUGGCCAAGCGUUACCAGGCAGAAAGAGGAGAGCGAGACGGAGCACCUGUCACACUGACAGAGAGGUGGCUGUGAUGGUCAGAAUGAGAUCUGUAGUGAGGCCUUUGCUGAGGUGUGAAGAUGGAAUCCUGACCUAAGGGAACACCACCACUGCAUAAUCCCUGCCACUACAUCUGUUGAUCAUUCUUUUGCCCCAGCACAGAAGUGCAGGCCGUUAUUGGUGGGCUCAGCCCUAUGAGUGAACCUAUGGCAGAGAGACAGCACAAUACAGGUUCCUUUGUGUGACUCUACCAUGGACCACAUCCUCUGUUGCCUGCUGGUCCUGGGAACCGCAGUGAUGAGGGCCCAUGCAUGUCCCAAGUACUGUGUCUGCCAGAACUUGUCAGAGUCUCUUGGGACCCUGUGUCCCUCCAAAGGCCUUUUGUUCGUGCCUCCAGAUAUCGACCGUGGCACCGUGGAGCUCCGCCUGGGGGGGAACUACAUCAUCCGAAUCACCCAGCAGGACUUUGCCAACAUGACGGACCUGGUGGAUUUGACCUUGUCCCGAAACACCAUCAGCUACAUCCAACCCUUCUCCUUUGGAGACCUAGAGACACUGCGCUCGCUCCACCUGGACAACAACAGGCUAAUGGAGCUGGGCCCAGAUGACCUGCGGGGUCUGGUCAACCUGCAGCACCUCAUCCUCAACAACAACCAGCUGGGCCGUGUCUCUGACCGGACAUUGGAGGAUCUGGCCCCUUCCUUGGAGGACCUAGAUCUGUCCUACAACAAUCUGAGGUCCCUGCCCUGGGAAUCGGUGCGCCAGAUGGUCAACCUGCACCAGCUCAGUCUGGACCACAACCUGCUGGACUUCAUCCCAGAGGGGACCUUCACUGACCUGGAAAGGCUGGCUCGCCUGGAUCUCACCUCCAACCGUCUCCAGAAGUUACCCCCGGACCCCAUUUUUGCCCGGGCCCAGGACUCAGUUCUCAUGACCACUCCGUAUGCCCCCCAGCUAUCCCUCAGCCUGGGGGGGAACCCCCUGCACUGCAACUGUGAGGUGCUGUGGCUGCGGAGACUGGAACGAGAUGACGACUUGGAGACCUGCGCUUCCCCUCCCAGCCUGAAGGGGCGCUACUUCUGGUAUGUGAGGGAGGAGGAAUUUGUGUGUGAGCCACCUCUCAUCACCCAGCACACCCACAGGAUGCUGGUUCUGGAGGGCCAGACAGCCAGCCUGAGGUGCGAGGCCAUUGGAGAUCCCAUCCCCACCAUCCACUGGAUCUCCCCAGACGACCAGUUGCUUGGCAACUCUUCCCGUACGGAGGUGUAUAAAAACGGAACCCUGAGCAUCCUGAUUACCACAUCCAAGGACUACGGCACCUUCACCUGCAUUGCCGCCAAUGUCGCUGGGGAAUCAACUGCUUCAGUGGAGGUGUCAAUCAUCCAGCUUCCCCACCUCAGCAAUGGGACCGGCCAGCCCUCGCAGCCAAAGUCUCGCCUUUCGGACAUCACCGGAACCACCAGGGUCAGCAAGCCUGCCAAGAGCCAGCCGGAGAGAGUCGUGUCCGUGUCUGAGGUGACGGCUGUGUCGGCCCUGGUCAGGUGGUCAGUAAGCAAAUCCGCCCCCAAAGUCAAGAUGUACCAGCUCCAGUACAACUGCUCCGAUGACGAAGUCCUCAUCUACAGGAUGAUCCCGGCUUCCAGCAAAGCCUUUCUGGUAACAAACCUAGUCUCAGGGACCCGCUACGACCUGUGUGUUCUGGCUGCCUGGGAUGACACGGCCACCACGCUGACUGCCACCAACGUGGUUGGCUGCACCGAGUUCUUCACCCAGGAUGACUACCCCCAGUGCCAGUCCCUGCCCAGCCAGCUCCUGGGGGGAACCAUGAUCCUGGUGGUGGGGGGUAUCAUUGUAGCCACCCUGCUGGUCUUCAUUGUCAUCUUGAUGGUUCGUUACAAGGCGGGGGACAGCGAGCCACCUCCAAGCAAGCUAACCAGUGUCAGCGACACACACUCCCAGACUAACGGGGGCCGGCUGGGGCAGAACGGAGUACCCCUGCCCUUGCCCAAACCCAAGGCCAAAGUGACACUACAGGACGAGGUGGUGGAGUUCAAGUGCGGCUCCCUCCAGAGCAGCCUCACCUCCUCCUCCUCGUCAGGCUCGCUAGCCGGGGACUCUUACAGCCCCAACACCACCCUGGCUAACAUGUGGAGGUCAGCAGCCCCCUCCAACCCCAGGGCCAACCUGGACCACCUUCUGGGGGCCUUCACCUCUUUAGAGCUGCGGGGAACUCAGGGCAAGGACCUAGGGGCCUCCGGCAGCCCAGCCCUGGAGGCCAAUCGGCCCCCCACAGACAAGGAGCCCCUGCUGGGCCGGACAAUGGACUCCCGGCUGAGCCGGCUCCUAAUGCUGCCCCUGGACUCCAGGCCGAAGAGGAGCCAGUCUUUUGAUAUGGGGGAUGCGACGAGUUCCUCAACUGCUACCACGGCGCCAGUAAGUAGCUACCCACGCAGGAUCAGCAGCAUCUGGACUAAGAGGAGCCUGUCUGUCAAUGGCAUGCUGCUGCAGUGUGAUGAGGAGGGAGACAGCGAAAGUAGCAAAGGGACCGUGGACAGUUCUGAGUGGGUCAUGGAGAGUACUGUCUAGGAAACAAAUGCUUUUGGCAUCUCGUCAAAUACUCCGCGGAAGACUGGCAGCAAGCCUUGUUCUCAUAGACCCACUGGUGAAAGGAGAACUCCCUCCAGGUCCUGCAUGAAAAUCAUUCAUGUUAAUCCUAUUGACCCUCCAUUGUUGUGGCAAAAAAAAAACUAAACAGUUGAAGCUCUAUCACAGCCAGGUCAGUUUCUGGACCAACGACCGUGUGGAUGGGACAGUCCUCUGAAGUGACACUGGUCUGUGUGUAUUGAUGAGUACUGUAAAGGUCAUACUGAAGGAAGAAAUAUACAGACAGGAAUAAACCUUGAGGUCAGUGAGUUGUACCAAGGACUGACUUAUUCUGAGACAUUUUUAAGACAUUGUUAAAGAAGAGCUGUUGUUUCCAAAUCACACGAACAUCAUGCAUUUCACCAUGUUUGGUGCAAUAAACUCAUUAAAGACUGCUAUUUAAAGUGAAGCUUGAAAAUGUAUUGAAUUUAAAGUUUUUUUUUUUUCUUUUUGCUGGUCAAACUCAUGUUUCCCAGACCAGAACCACUCAAGAAGACAGUCCUACUAAGUUUUGCUUUAAAAAGUCUGGAUCUAUCCUUAUCUCUGAUAUCCACGUAACUUUUUAAUCCAUGUUGACUGAUGAAAUAUAUAGCUAUUUAGUGAUGUUAUGAUUCAUAAAGUUGUAAGGAAAAAGAUUGAUUGGAAACACUGUAUGUGAAUAUAUUUACUUUAUAUACAGAGUAUAUAUUUGCGGGUUUAGUAAUUGCAUAUCUGGUCAAUAUCAUGUUUUUUGAAAUCACACAACAUCAGGUCAAUGUUAGUCUAAACCAGGAAGUUUGUGUGUUUGGAGAGGGUCAUUGGCAGGUUGCUCCAUUGUGGUUGGAGGGUUGUUUGUGAGGGUACAUGGUUAUGAGUCGGGGACAUUAAAGGGCAAUUGCCAUAGUUUCCCUCCAUCUCCUUUAAAUCAAUGUAGAGCCCACAUAAGAUGGUGAUCAAUUCAUCUCUGUCAGAGAGUAACAUGAAGCCAAAUCGCUGCUUGCCAUUUUAUAGAAACGGGAACUACACUACAAAACAGAACUUUUGGUUUAGGCAGUUCAUCCCGUUUAUUUUUUACAAAUACUUUGAUGAUGAUUUGAUUCCCAUGUUUCUUUUAAAACAUGGGCUAUAGGUUGUUGUUCUUUCCUGGGUUACUAUGAUCUGUUGCAAUUGACUCAUUUCUUGUCAUCAAUAAAGCUAUAGAGGAUGUGUCAAGUAUUAUCUACAAUUUGUCCUAUAGAUAGCGAAAUUUCAACACCACUUGGAUGAUAAUGUACAGUGCAAAAGGUUUACGUUCAACUAUGUCAAAGUUAUUGGCUUUUCUGUAUCGUGUACAGAAUGCAUGUUUACCCAGGACUGAUCCAUGAGACAAUUAAGAAAUAAAGAACCAUGUACACUAUCUCUCUUUAAGUAUACAAACAUAUAUAUAUAUACAUAUAUACAAAUAUAUGUAUAUAUAUACAUAUGUAUACGUACAUAUGUAAUUUCACAUAUUGUGUUGUUUGGAAGACUAUCUUUGUGACAUUUUAAACUGACUGCGCUUGUAUAUCGUCUCUGUAUAUUGGCUUUUUUUGU
Molecule: messenger RNA, 4369 nt
Organism: Hypomesus transpacificus
Lineage: Eukaryota; Metazoa; Chordata; Actinopteri; Osmeriformes; Osmeridae
Gene: lrfn2b
Product: leucine rich repeat and fibronectin type III domain containing 2b
Exons: 6
Coding region: 428-2761 (777 amino acids)
Cellular component (GO): cell surface; postsynaptic density membrane
Molecular function (GO): protein binding
Source: RefSeq, a predicted model, not a curated record